CAUGGACUGCUGGGAGGCUCACUGGGUGUGCUGAGAGCCACACGCUACUUCCACAGCUGCCAGUGCUGAGUGAGAAGGUAGGUUUCUUUGUCCUCUGCCUCUGUAUCCUGGAGAUGGCAUCACCCAAGGUCGCAGUGGUCGGCGCGGGAGUUGUCGGCCUGUCCACAGCACUGUGCAUUGUGGAGACUUGUCCCAGCUGCUCUGUGACAGUCCUUUCAGACCAGUUCAGCCCCAACACAACGAGUGAUGCUGCUGCUGGGAUGCUCAUUCCUCACACGUACCCAGGCACACCGAUUCACGUGCAGAAGCAGUGGUUCAAAGAGACUUUCACUUACCUUUUUGCCAUCAGCAACUCAGCCGAGGCGUCAGAGGCUGGCAUUCACCUGGUCUCUGGGUGGCAGGUCUUUAAAAGCACUCCCAAGGAAGAGUUACCUUUCUGGUCAGAUGCUGUCCUAGGAUUUCGACCAAUGUCUGAAGCAGAACUCCAGAAGUUCCCACAGUACCGAUUUGGUCAAGCCUUUACGACACUGAAAUGUGACUGUCCAUUCUACCUGCUGUGGCUGGAGAAAAGGUUGAAAGCAACUGGCGUCCAGAUGUACAAGAGAAAAGUUUCAGACCUGUGGGAGCUGCACAGUGACUACGACAUCAUCGUCAACUGCGCUGGCAUUGGAGCCCACCAGCUGGUGGGGGACAAGAAACUCUUCCCUGUCAGGGGACAAGUACUCAAGGUUUAUGCUCCUUGGGUGAAGAACUUCAUCCGGGAUGGGGAUGGCUUAACUUACAUCUACCCAGGGAUACACAGGGUAACCCUGGGGGGAACUAGGGAAAAGGAGAACUGGAGUCUUUCCCCUGACCCUGACACUACCAAAGACAUCUUUGACAGAUGCUGCUCCCUUGAACCCUCACUGCGGGAAGCUUGGGAUAUCAAAGUGAAGGUGGGCCUGAGGCCAUCCAGGCAGUGUGUGAGACUGCAGAGGGAGGUUUUGAGCCAAGGAGGAGCUAAGCUCCUAGUGGUCCACAACUAUGGGCAUGGGGCAGGUGGCUUUUCGGUACACAGGGGCACAGCCAAAGAGGCUGCUCGCCUGGUGGGAGAGUGCAUUGCUGCCCUGCAAGGCUCUUCAUCAGGGGCCAAGCUGUGAAUCCCAGAGGCUCCUUUUCCAUUUACAGCAGGCUAGUGUUACAUCUCCCAGUAGCAGCUUGGACUUCUACUCCAUUAUGGAAGAAAAGGAAAGAAACUAAGUCAACAGCUUGUUGAAUUGCACAUAUUCGGUGGUAUCUCACCUGGCUUCCAGCUGCUACCUUGGAAAGGCAUGGUGGGUUGCUCCAAGUAUUGGUCCAGCUGUUCGUCUCCUCUGUGUGGCAUUGUUGCUGCCCUGGGCCUUUGUCCUAGCCUCAUGUUAAGAAGAAGACAAGAUAUAUAAAUACUCUUCAUGUAACAGGGAUCAUAUCGCUGCAGGAUAAUACACAUAACCUCCAUUUAUCAUUUUUGCAUCUGCAUCUAAAGGGUGUCAGAUGCACUAGGUUCAGAUUCAGUAAAAAUCAGUUCUUUCCUUUUGUGCCAAAUCUAAUCUAGUACUGCCCUUGCUCCUGCCAUCUUGCUGAAAAAUUUUGUCAUUGACCGUAUAAUUUACAAGGAAAAGAAAACCCCACACAGUGCUGCAUUACGGCACUCCAGGUCAGCUCUUACAGAAAGCAAUGUUAGGUCAUUGUCUGCCACAAAGAUUUUAAGACAGGUUUGUGAUACUGAUCACUGCAUUUGCUCACAUUACACCUCAGAGAACUUAGUUUCUGCUAACAUUGCCCCAUAGAACUACAGUUUUGUGCAUCUUUUCUCACACUUGUUUGCAAGUUUGUAUUUUUUCCUCCAAGCCCCUCAGAUUUUGCUCUGACAGAUCAUUUCCCCCCCACCCCACAUAGCAACAUUGACGUGGUCUGCGUUCCACAGAAGAGGAUUUUUCAGAGUGGGCUUGGGAAUGAAAGCAUCUCUUUUCUACUUCACAUCCACACUGUCUGCAUUCCUUGCAACAGCUGAUAUGAAUAAACUGGAGACAAACCAACAGGGAUUCUAACACCAGGAUCGGUUUCAUAAAAGAGAAGAGCCAUUUAAGACUAGAUAAAUGCUCUAAAGACAAAUUUGUCUGUAAAUUUGAGCAAGCUCCUCUGCUGUAAGACAGCUGAGUCACCAGAGACCAGACCAUCUCACUCCAUGGCAGAGGCCAACCUGGGCUUUACACUCCCCUUGGCAAUUCAAGCUCUUUGAUGUGGAAGAUAAUCACUCUGCAAUACUGGUUCUUACUAUCAAAGUACAACUCCGAUUGUUAGUGAUUAAACCACUCAUUAGAUCUUAAAUGUCUCAUUUAAGAGUAUCAUCCACUUUUGUCUAUUAUUUAGUUGUUAGAGUUACAAAAACUAUUCAAAAUCCUUCAAGAAUUUACAUUAUUAAAAUGAACUGAUAAAUAAAGUUCUAAUAAUGGAGCAAAGGUCA
This is a messenger RNA of Empidonax traillii (willow flycatcher), 2485 nucleotides long. It is a transcript of the gene DDO, whose product is annotated as D-aspartate oxidase. The coding region runs from base 114 to 1139 and encodes 341 amino acids. Gene Ontology annotation, molecular function: D-amino-acid oxidase activity; FAD binding. Lineage: Eukaryota; Metazoa; Chordata; Aves; Passeriformes; Tyrannidae. The record is from RefSeq and is a predicted model, not a curated record. The transcript is spliced from 5 exons.